Volvox carteri f. nagariensis is the source of this 3453-nucleotide messenger RNA. RefSeq lists its product as uncharacterized. Bases 367 to 3453 code for a protein of 1028 amino acids. NCBI's taxonomy places the organism in Eukaryota, Viridiplantae, Chlorophyta, Chlorophyceae, Chlamydomonadales, Volvocaceae. The transcript is spliced from 10 exons. The record is from RefSeq and is a predicted model, not a curated record.
GAAGUUAGGACGUUCAGUACGUCAGUUAAAGCUGUGUAUGUAUGUAUGUAUGUGGUGGGGGGAAUGGUCAAGGGGUUGCUGUGUGUGUGUGUGUGUGUGUGCAGCAUCAGCAGGAGUGGGGAAGGGGAGAGGGAUGAUGUACAUACAUACAGAUACAGGAGAGGAAGAGGAAGGGGUUACUUCAACAGGUGUACUAAAGCACAUUGGCAUCCUGAAGAAAUAUCCGCUACUGCAAGUUUGCUGUAGUUGUAUCAUGCAUCUGUAUGUGUAUAUGUAUGUAUGCAUGUAUAGCAUUAUGCUGAGAGUUCUUGUGAAAAGCUGCAUGAAGCCCGGUGCGCAUCUGUAUGUGUGUAUGUUUAUGUAUGUAUGUAUAUCUGUAUAUACGUGUGUGUGAAUGGGGGGCAUGGCUCGUUCUGCUGCGGCGAUGACGACGGCGACGACGACGUUGUGCUUAACCUCGUGUGGCUGAGUAUCGAAGUCAAGUCCACGCGCGACAUCGCCGCUGGCGUUGAGCCUUUCAAGUCCCUUCAGCCACCUCGAAAACAAGCCCAGACAACAUGUAAAAUAUCUUGCAGCAGGCACCUCUUAUACGAAGGAACUUUGGUCGCGGUCAAGGCCGUAGGAGACGCCGACGAUGGCCGCCCUCGCGCUCUCGCGAACGUGCAACUCGUGGUGGCCUGGCCUGAAUAUCUAUUCCUGCAGCAGCAACAAGAAGGACUCGAAACAAGCGACCUAUCUCCGGCCCACGUGCUUGCCAAGGUGGUCACGCUUCGCGUGGACCGCCUGCCCCAGGCUCUCCCCGAUGUCCGCAACCCCAAUAAGCCGCCCUUAUCCCCAAGUACCGUGUCCUCUCAACCCACAUCCCCCACAGCUGAUCCAACAACAUCACUACCCUCAUUUCAGCAGCCACAGCUUCCCACAAUCUCCCUUCCCCCCGGCCUAGAGCCCGGCUCCACCCUUCAAUGUAAUAGCGCCGCGCCCGUAUCCACCGCACAUUCUACCUCGUCUCUAUCAACCAUAUCUCAGCGCCGAAACCCUACCUCCACCACCAACUCCCGGCGCGGGCAGCUAUUGAACAAGGCUGCUGGGGGAGAUGCCGCCGGCCCGCUACCGCCGUCGGCGACACCCUCCCGUACCAUUACGCCAGCACCCUCCAAGUCUGCAGUCCUGCCUCCAAUUGCACACGUCACCGCCACCGUCGAGACCGCUGCGGCGGCGGCGGGACCUCCGCCGAGCAGCGGCGCCGCCGCAGCGGCGUCGGCGGCGGGUGGUCCCCGAGCCGACGGCUUUUUCCUCCUGGCAUCUCAGUGGUCCGGCACAGCACGAGACGGGCCCUGCGGUGGGCUGCAUCUGCGCAGCUGCGCGCCUCCUGGAGCUGUAGCCCCGGCGGAGACCGGGCCCCAGGCACUAACCCUAGAGCUACUGCCGCAACCUUUUCUCUUCCAUUUCGCACUGGUGUACCGGCGAGACGAGGCGACCGCGUUCCAGAGUGAGGUGCUCCACCAGCUGGGGUCAUUGGUACGACGGACGCGGCCGUUGCGGGUGUACGAUAUGACUGCGGGGGGAAAAGUAGCGGCGGCACCGCCGUCGGCUACUAUCGCCGUGUCCAGCCGGCCGGACCUUAGCACGUCACAUCACCGGGCGACGCCGCCAACACCGUCAAGUUCAAAGAAAAGACCAUCAUCGUGCAGUGCACCGUCCACACCAGGAGGCGUCGCUGAUGACGGGACUUUUGGGUGCGGGAUGCUGGGUGGCGUGACGCUGGAUGCCGGUGGUGGUGACGGUGGCGGAGUGACCGCGGCCGCAAAUCUGUUGGUCCUGCUAAGUCCUGGGGUGUGGGAGUGUGAUGACGUGGUCUCCGCAGCGGAGGUCAUUCCGUACAGACUCCACUCUCACGCAGCGGCGGCGGCGGUGCGGCGCGUAGUACAGCUAGGUGGCUGCGGGGCACGGCUGGAGCGGGAGGCGGUGGUUAGCGAACUGGAGGCCUAUCUUGCCGCGUCAUCAGCGGACGCGCAGCCGCCACGACCGUAUCGCCCUACCGGCAGCUCGUCCCGCAAACUGAUCCCCGCCUUCUAUUACGAGGGCGUGGCGUUACGAGACCGCGGAGGCGGCCCCGAGGAGCCGUCCGCGGGCGCCGCCGCUGGCAGCGGCGGCGUUGGCGCCGCCGCCGGUACCCUCCAGAUCCGGAUGGAUCUGUCGUACGUUCCAUGGAUCUCAGAAUCGAUGCCGCCGUACAGUCGGACAAUUACGCUGCACUGGCAGCAGGAGGGAGUUGACAGAAGUGCCGGCAGUGGCGGUGGCGGCGGCGGAGGUACGGUAAUUCAGCUGGGGGAGGUCGCUCCAGGGAGCAGCUUUCGAGCCAGAUGGGAGGGACGAGUGGCUGUGAUCGGCGGCGAGAUGAGGCUGGCAGAAGACCGAGAUGACGUCAUCUUGAGGCCGCAGCCCUUCUUCUUCCAUUUCUACAUCGCGGGUGCACCAGAUACCGCCGCUUCAGGCCUCUGCAGCCAGCUCGCUAGCAGCCUACAUAAUCACAGCUGCCCAGGGCGUCGAGUACGACUGUACAACAGUUGUGGGCGACCGAAGGACGAGCGGUACGGCGCCAUGGACAGCAGUGCCGCAGUCCUUGCGGCGCUGUCGCGCGGCUCCUGGUCCGAUGACGCAUUUUGCGGCGAUCUCAAACGUGCGGCAGCGACGGGGCGGCGAGUGCUGUUCGUGUACGAUCCGGAUCCAGCAGCGGCCGACCACGUGAAUCCUGGAUCUGCCGCACGCGGUGCGCCGCCCGGGGUGAUCUCAGCGCUGCUGUCAGCGUCCGACAUUUAUCCGUACUUUAAGUCGUGCUGGUACGAGCAGAGCGCAUGUAUGUGGCAACUGUUACAGGCGGCGGGUUUUGCGCGGUGUGUACGGCAGCCACUGACUGAGGACGACAGCUUCCUGUACGAGCUUCAAGAGUCGCGGUGCGAGUUGGGCGGCUUGAUACUUCUUCGGGAGCGGCGCUGGGUUUACUACGAGGGUGUUGCAGGCAUGGCCGGCGCCAUGAUGCUGUCCAACUCGUACGGAGAGCUCCUCCGCCUGGUUCCCCAGUCCCACAUCUGGCACUACUUCCUGUCCUACGUUGAACAAGAUACUGCCGACGCAUGUGUCGUACUGGCCGUACGAUUAGGAGAGGUGUCGGUUCAGGGGCGGCGGUUGCGCUGUUGGUACGACAGCCAUGUCGGGGGCAGCAGUGCAGCCGCCAGAUGCCGGGAGGCACGGCGGCUGGGAGUUGAGCACUCACAGCAUUUCGUGUUGCUGCUGAGUCCGGGCGCCCUGGAGUCGCCGUACAUCAGAUUUGAGAUUCAGACCGCCCUAGACCUUCAUAAGAGCACGCUCGUCCUGUACGACCCCGACUCCCCUUCCCCCACCCACCUCGACCUCGCCCACCUUCGUGCCUCUGGACCGCAGCCAACUAGAUAA